This is a messenger RNA of Phycodurus eques (leafy seadragon), 1059 nucleotides long. Its product is annotated as nodal homolog 2-A-like. Gene Ontology annotation, cellular component: extracellular region. Gene Ontology annotation, biological process: SMAD protein signal transduction; BMP signaling pathway. Bases 1 to 1059 code for a protein of 352 amino acids. The record is from RefSeq and is a predicted model, not a curated record. The transcript has 3 exons. Gene Ontology annotation, molecular function: type I activin receptor binding; growth factor activity; cytokine activity. NCBI's taxonomy places the organism in Eukaryota, Metazoa, Chordata, Actinopteri, Syngnathiformes, Syngnathidae.
AUGCCGCCCGGCUUGACAAGCAGCUCCGGACUCACCGCGCACAGGCGCAAGGCCGGGGGACUGCCUCUCUUCAUGGUGCAGCUCUACCGGACCAUGCUGACCGAGAACCGCGCCGGAAACAAGAGCUGGAUGGAGGACAAUCCCGGAGUGCAGGACUCGGAUUAUGUGACCAGCCUUGUCGCUAAAAACUGUGAGCAGAGAGGUGACAGGUGGGCCAUCACCUUCGACAUGUCCUCCAUGUCCGCUGGCGACCACAUACAACAGGCAGAGCUUCGCAUCCGCCUCCCGGCCUUUAGCGAGUCCCCCGGAGCCUCGGUGGACGUAUACCACUCGUGUUCUGACGACAGCUGCUCCGGGGUCAAGGUUUUCCUGGGUAGCCUGAGGGCUCAUCACAGCUCUAUGAGAUCCUCCUCCUCCUCCUGGAAGGUGUUCUCCAUAACCCGGUUGCUGCACCGCUGGCAGCAGCAGGAACCGUCCAAGCAUCAGCCGGAGGACGCUGAGCGGGAUCUGGAGGGAAUCCAGCACUUUACAACGAACCGGGUCAUGAUGGUUGUCUUCGCUAGGCAGAACCUCGACGGCCAGCGGAUGCCCACUCUCAUCCACACGGCCGUGCACUCCAAGUACGUGAGCCUGGACAGGGAGGCUGGCUCCAAGACGAAGCGCCACAGGACCAAAAGGUUCUCCCAGAAGCACCAGCGUGAAACGAGGCCCAUGGCGACGCUUGCAGGCAGCGAGAAAAAGGAGGGUCCUCUGUGCAGGAAGGUGGACAUGUGGGUGGACUUUAAGAAGCUGGGUUGGAGCCAGUGGAUGGUCUACCCAAAACGCUAUAACGCCUUCCGCUGCGAUGGAGCCUGUCCCACACCUGUAGAUGAGAGCUUCAAGCCUACUAACCACGCCUACAUGCAGAGCCUGCUCAGGCUUCACCACGCGCACAAGGUGCCAUGUUUGUCCUGCACGCCUACCCGCCUGGCGCCACUCUCCAUGCUCUACUAUGAGAACGGGAAGAUGGUCAUGAGGUACCACCUGGACAUGGUGGUGGAGGAGUGCAGCUGCCACUGA